GUAUGAAGACUGGUCUUGCAAUGUUCAAGGGCACCCGCUGACUGCCCUUGUCCUUUUGAGGAGAUGUCCGUGAUUGCUUAUUCGGAGCUGUCACUGCCGACCGAAUGAUGACUCUGGAAGAUAAAAUGCGGGCACCGUAGUAUGCGUUCCCGGUAUCCCUGGUACAGUCCCCUCCUCUUAAUCGCCUCGACAACUCUCCGACGACAUGACUUCUAGAGCGGCGUAUGUUACCUUGCUCACUAAAUCCGCUUAUUUGCCAGGUGCCCUGGUGCUGCACCACUCUUUGCUCUCUGUCGGAGCGAAGUACCCCCUUGUCGUGAUGGUCACCCCCAGCGUCGGCCAGGACAUCAGGGAUACCCUGACCCGCCGAGGCAUGAUUGUCCGCACGGUCGACCACCUCACGCCGAGGGAGGGAGCCCACACCCUCUCGCCACAUGACGCCCGUUUCGGCGACACUUGGACCAAGCUGAGGGCCUUCGAAUUGACGGAAUAUGACCGUGUAGUUCUCGUUGACGCAGACAUGCUCGUCAUGCGAAACAUGGACGAGCUCAUGGAGCUUGAGCUACCCACCGAUUCUAUCGCGGCCGUGCACGUCUGCGCGUGCAACCCGUUCAAGCUGCCGCACUACCCGAAGGACUGGGUACCCGCGAAUUGCGCACAUACGCCUAUGGUCCAUCCGACCGCUCUCACGUCGCCCCCAAAGAUCGCUGACACUAGCCCCCGCCCCUACUUCCUCCUAAACUCCGGCACCGUCGUCUUGAAUCCAUCUCCGGCAUUGUUCGACUCGAUCCAGGAUUUCCUAUUCACGACGGACAUAUCCGGAUUCAAAUUCCCUGAUCAAGAUCUUCUCGCAGCCUAUUUCAAGGGAAGGUGGCAACCGCUGCCUUGGUGCUACAACGCGCUCAAGACGCUCAGGUACAUCCACCCAACGAUGUGGCGGGACGACGAGGUUCGCUGCCUUCAUUACAUCCUCGCGGAGAAACCGUGGCAGGUCUGUCCAGGGGCAGCUGGUGAAUAUGAAGAACCAAACCAGUGGUGGCGAACGGCGUACGAGCGGUUGCGUGCCGAGAUGCAGACCACCGACAGCGCAGGUUGGGCAUUGGUGUCCGCAAACGUUGUUCACUAGUUAGACUCGGUAUUUAUAGACGUAUUCUGGCUGUACAGUUGAUUUACUGAGUUGACUUUCCCAAUUGUACCCGACACAGGUUUAAUAUGUACC
This is a messenger RNA of Rhodofomes roseus, 1219 nucleotides long. RefSeq names its product nucleotide-diphospho-sugar transferase. The transcript has 4 exons. Bases 206 to 1126 code for a protein of 306 amino acids. The record is from RefSeq and is a predicted model, not a curated record. NCBI's taxonomy places the organism in Eukaryota, Fungi, Basidiomycota, Agaricomycetes, Polyporales, Fomitopsidaceae. Gene Ontology annotation, molecular function: glycosyltransferase activity.